CCUCCUCCUCCCCUUACUCCUCCUCUUCCUCCUCCUCUCCUCCCCCUCUCCUCCCCUUCCGCCCGCGCCUGCGCCCCUCACCAUGGCCUCGCAGCCCAAGCGCCGGGUCGUGGCAGUGGAGAAUGGCUCAGAUUCGGGCUCGGGGUCGGAGUCAGAGUCAGAGUCGGGGUCGGACUCGGACUCUGAGGAGGUUGAUGAGGAAGUGAAUAUUGAAUUUGAAGCACAUUCCAUAUCAGACAAUGACUUUAAUGGGAUAAAGAAAUUACUGCAACAGUUGUUUCUAAAAGCUCCUGUUAACAUUGCUGAAUUAACUGAUAUACUAAUACAACAGAAUCAUAUUGGAAGUAUUAUCAAGCAGGCAGAAGUCCAAGAAGACAGUAGUGAUGACGAUGAAAAUGACGAUGAAGUCUUUGGUUUUAUAAGCUGUGUAAACUUAACAGAAAGGAAGGGUACACAGUGUGCUGAACAAAUCAAAGAGCUGGUUCUAAGUCGGUGUGAGAAGAGCUGUGAACAGCAUGUGGUUGAACAACUGGAUAAGCUCCUAAAUGACAGUACUAAGCCUGUUGGUCUUAUGCUAAGUGAAAGAUUUAUUAAUGUACCACCACAAAUUGCUUUACCCAUGCACCAGCAGCUUCAGAAGGAGUUAACAGAGGCACAGAGAACAAACAAACCUUGUGGAAAAUGCUACUACUAUCUUCUGAUCAGCAAAACCUUUACAGAAGCCACAAAGAGUAAUUCUAAGAGGAAGGAAGGGAGGAAUCAGCAAAAGGAGGAAUUAAUGUUUGCAAAUGCAGAGGAAGAAUUCUUUUAUGAGAAAGCCCUUCUGAAGUUCAACUACUCCGUGCAAGAAGAGAGUGACACCUGCUUGGGCGGCAGAUGGUCCUUUGAUGAUGUGCCAAUGAAACCUUUGCGGACUGUUAUGAUAGUUCCAGCUGUUAAUAUUAAUGUAAUUAUGGAUAAACUCAAAGACUAUCUCUCACUCUGAACUUUGAGAUACUUUUUUUAUAAAGCAGCCAUACAGAACUAUAACGUCACAAUAUUUUCAGAAGACUGCUAUUCAGUUAAUGGUUUUUUACUGCCCAUGUGCUUCCUCUGUACACUUACAAGACAAGGAGGUGGUACAACUGAAAAUAUCCAUCAAAUUAAUAUUUUUAAAUGUUGCAUCUUAAUAUACUUCUAGAUCAUCAUUAAGCAGUCAAUAAAAACCCAGUGUUACACAGAAAUCUGAAGAUCUGCUCAAUAUGUUAGUAACCGAACCGAAUCGUAUAUUUUUGUUAUGAAACAAUGCUUUUUCUAUUUGUUUCUUCUUGUUAAAUACAUUUAUGUCAACAAUUAGAAAUAAUUACAUGGGUUAAGGUGA
This is a messenger RNA of Cuculus canorus (common cuckoo), 1360 nucleotides long. It is a transcript of the gene BCCIP, whose product is annotated as BRCA2 and CDKN1A interacting protein. The coding region runs from base 83 to 985 and encodes 300 amino acids. Lineage: Eukaryota; Metazoa; Chordata; Aves; Cuculiformes; Cuculidae. The record is from RefSeq and is a predicted model, not a curated record. Gene Ontology annotation, cellular component: nucleus. The transcript is spliced from 7 exons.